Molecule: messenger RNA, 438 nt
Organism: Didymodactylos carnosus
Lineage: Eukaryota; Metazoa; Rotifera; Eurotatoria; Philodinida; Philodinidae
Source: the annotation of a GenBank genome assembly
AUGGAUCAAGACCGGCCGCGUGCACCAAGAACAGAUCUUCCAAACUGGAUGAUGCCCCAAGGAAAGCAAAACAAAAUGGGUAUUGUUCCGGCAGCUCGAAAAUCUACAUCCGCUAUACCGGCUUUUUCUUCAUUUAGAAAUCGUCGGCUACCACCAUGUCCGAAUGCUCGGAAUUAUUUUUCUACUACCAUAAUGCAUCAUGAACCACUUCGCACAAAUCGCAUUCGCCAACCAACGUUUUACAAUAAAAGUUUUUGUCAACGUCCACCAACACUGCGAAACCAGCAGAGAUCUGUUUUUCAAACAGGAUCAUCGUCAAAUUUUAACAGUUAUACGAACAUUUCAAAUUAUAUUCCACCGCGUCCGCUAUGUACGUAUGCUCCUCCAUUAACAUCAAAUCAAGAUAUGGCGCCAAGAUUAGCGCAUACGAACGGACUA